Messenger RNA from Thrips palmi, 614 nucleotides. Its product is annotated as dynamin-A-like. Gene Ontology annotation, molecular function: microtubule binding; GTPase activity; GTP binding. The coding region runs from base 269 to 514 and encodes 81 amino acids. NCBI's taxonomy places the organism in Eukaryota, Metazoa, Arthropoda, Insecta, Thysanoptera, Thripidae. The transcript is spliced from 4 exons. Gene Ontology annotation, cellular component: membrane; microtubule; cytoplasm. The record is from RefSeq and is a predicted model, not a curated record.
UUUAAGUCCAGUCUGAACUCCAGCGUCUUCCAGAGCCAGUGAGUUCCUGCCCGCGGCAUCUAGCGGCAGGGCAGGGACAGUGACGAGAAACCAAGAUCAAGGGAGCUCGGAGACUUCGGAGCAUGCACCGUCCAUUUCCGGGGCAAGAUAAGAGAUACGGACACGGACAACUUGCGGGCCCGGCAGAAAAGGCGCGGCGACUCAUUCCUCCGACAGACAGCCGCCGUCACUCACCUCGUAUCAGCCGGAGACAAGGUUUCGAGCCAUAAUGGACAAAUAUAUUUCAACAUUUAAUCAGAUCCAAGAUCAGUUCAAACUUCUUGAAGAGAACCCUAUAGAACUGCCGCAAAUCGUGGUCGUUGGAAGCCAGAGCUCUGGAAAGAGCUCCGUGCUCGAGUCGCUGGUGCAGCGGUCCUUCCUGCCUCGCGGAGGUGGCAUCGUGACACGCUGCCCUCUCAUCCUGCAGCUGCACCACUGCCCGAACAACGAUGCGAGGCGCUACGAAAACGGUUGAGUUACAUCACGUGCUUUCGGCACCUUGAACACUGUACUAGGGGUACGCGCCGUUUAGUGUGGGCGCGUAGUGUGGCUGAGCGAUGCGAAUUUGUGCACUU